AUGCCCUAUGAGAUGGAAGUCAAAUCGUUAGCAGGGUUAUCUAUACGAAUUGAGUGCAAAAUACCAUAACGCUGAGCAUUAAUGACAGACCGAGGCGCUCAAUCAGUAUAGGGUUGGAGAGUGUGGUUCUUCCUGGAAUAGUGUUGAUUGAUGAACCCCUUUGUCGAGAAUGUCAUUCAUGGAUGACGUCUGCAUUGUGACAGUAAUAACAAAUUGUUUGGUGUUGAGAUGUUCAGUCAUGCAGGAUUCCCAAAAAAGUAUCCAAUGAGAACCAAUAAUCGAGCCCAGUUCUGUAAACACGGUCCUCAAGGGGUAAUUGGUGAUGGGCAAAAUUCAUGGCUGUUUCAAAGAGGACGCCGAAUCAUCCAGAGACUUGGCCGUCGUAACUCGAUUCGGGAUGGUGGCUUCCCCCUGGUCGCACAUGUCACUUCAAUCUGGAGAAGGUCACCAGAGACAUGCAAGCCAUGCAUGCACUUCGAGAACCAUUGCCGAUGCACAUUUAUUGAGGACAACAAUGCUUCUUCUUCUGCAUUCCGUCCCUCGUCGUGGGUAAUGGGGACGGACAAUUCAUCUUCUGAUCCAAACAAUCCAAUCCAGACAGAGAUGCGGUCUCAACUGUUGUGUUGCUUCCUCUUCAAGCUUACCAGGGCCGGACUCCCGAACGAAACAGCCCGCACCCGCCUGGUUGACAUUGGCAGCCAACCAACCAAACCCCUGCAGGCGAUCCUCGAUUGACCUUAUCUCCUUCUGCUUCUGUUCCGAGUCUCCACUUCGUUUCGAGGGAUACGGAUACUCGCAGCUGGACGACCUACAUAAUCUGGGGGUUAUGCCGUCUGGCCGUUGAGAUUGACCGUGUACUCUGCUUUCGCGGGACCCCUCACUCAUUCCCACGAACAAGAGAGGCAGACUCCUCUUCCACCAGCCAGUUUUCCCCACC
This is a messenger RNA of Aaosphaeria arxii CBS 175.79, 937 nucleotides long. RefSeq lists its product as uncharacterized. Lineage: Eukaryota; Fungi; Ascomycota; Dothideomycetes; Pleosporales. The record is from RefSeq and is a predicted model, not a curated record. The transcript has a single exon. Bases 229 to 735 code for a protein of 168 amino acids.